CACUGCUCUAACGGCGUCUAACUGCAAUACGCUCAUCAUUUGCCCGGCGCUGCCGACGAGAAGGGGUCCUCCGCCGCCGCUGUUCCUCCACCUCCAUGGCGACCCCGAGGCCCCGAAUCCGCGCCGUUCCCCUCCGCCCGCUGCUCGUCUUCCUCCUCGUCCCUCUCAUCUACUCCGUGUCCAGGCUGCACCCGUUGUCUCCGGAGAAGGGCGUGUGCCUGCCACCUCCCACCGCGCCGAAGCGUCCUGACCACCUCGUGCUCGGGCCCGCCGCCGGACAGGGCCGCCACGACCGCCUCCAGUGCCACGGACUUACAGCUCUGAAUAAUAUUGGCAUAUCAAGUGACGGGAACUAUUCUGGAGAACAUAUUUCUUUUGUUACUGUAUUCACAACCUAUGGUUCCAUCCCAGAUGGAGAUGGCAAAGUUCCAUCUGACACUGUAACUGUCGGAAACCAUUCUUAUAGCAAGAUCGAAAGGUCCAUGGCCAUUCUGAACACUUUCACCAAUUUCAUAAAGGUAUCAAUGCCAAGAAGCAAUGUGAUCAUAUUGACUGAUCCUGAUUCGAAAUUUUCAGUAAAUCAAGGGAGUGCUACACUAUUGCCUAUUGAAGGAAAUUAUUCUCGGGGAAAUCUGAUGCUUCAAAGAAUCAAGUCCUACAUUGCAUUUCUGGAACAAAAGCUUGUGGAAUUUGAUAGGGUUGAAGGGUUCAAUCAUUUUGUUUUAACUGAUUCUGAUAUAGCAGUAGUUGACGAUCUUGGACAUAUAUUCAAAAAAUAUCCCCAUUGUCAUCUGGCUCUUACCUUUCGUAACAACAAAGGUCAACCUUUGAACUCUGGGUUUGUUGCAAUAAGAGGCACGAGGGAUGGCAUCACUAAAGCAGUGGAAUUCUUCAAACAAGUCCUUGAAGCUUACAGCUUAAAAUAUAUGAAGGCUUCUAGAAUGCUUGGCGACCAAUUAGCAUUGGCAUGGGUUGUGAAGUCUCAUCUACCAUCGGCUUUAAGAAAAUUCCCUAAGCAUGAAGCAUUUACAGGUGAAGUUAAUGGAGCAUCUGUUCUCUUCUUGCCUUGUGGUGUUUAUAACUGGACUCCACCUGAGGGUGCUGGACAGUUUCAUGGUAUGCCCUUGGAUGUUAAGGUUGUCCAUUUCAAAGGUUCAAGGAAACGUUUGAUGCUUGAGGCAUGGAAUUUCUACAACUCAACCUCUAAGUUAUCUGAUAUGAUGUGCCUAAUCUUGAGAAGCGGAAGGACAAAAUAUGACUUCUAACGUUUGGUUCAAAUUUAGCACGUGAAUUAACACACAUGGUAUCUCUCUCUCUCUCUACAAAGCUGACUGCUGCACCUUGUCCUUCAGUGUGAAGUGCUUUGCUGAGAAGUUUCUUUUCCUUACAGUUGAUCCUAGUAUCCUGCUCAAAGACGGUGUUGUAUGUUCCUCAACUAGUAUGUGCAGUCCACACACAGAACCAUACCCAAAUCGUUGAGCAUGACACGACAAAAGUGAUUCACAAGUGACCGCAAGCAUUCAUAUUGGAGUACAAUGGAAGAGUUUCAUUCUGAAUGUAACGAUGAUAUGUUCAUCUACUUGCAGGGGAUGUAAAAUUGACGUUAAACUGCGUAUAGCACCUUAGGACCCAUACUGAAUGUAACGCCAAAAAGCUAUAGCAGGGUUACCAUGUAGGAGUCAUCUUUGUUCUUUGGUGCAUUCUUGUCCGUAGAACAUGAAUCAUAUGGUUCUCCACUUCCCCAUGACACUGUGAUUUUUUUUCACCAUUCCCAUCACAUUACACCAUAUCUUACUAUGUGAUUUUUUUUCACCAUCGGAAGUUACUAGUAAAAUUUGGUGCUGUUCCUGUAGUCCUA
Panicum virgatum (switchgrass) is the source of this 1858-nucleotide messenger RNA. RefSeq lists its product as uncharacterized. NCBI's taxonomy places the organism in Eukaryota, Viridiplantae, Streptophyta, Magnoliopsida, Poales, Poaceae. The coding region runs from base 96 to 1265 and encodes 389 amino acids. The record is from RefSeq and is a predicted model, not a curated record. The transcript is spliced from 8 exons.